CGGGUGCCAAAUAAUAUUGGCGUGCGCAUUCCAAGGUGCAUCCCAUGAGCACGUUGGGUAGGAAGGGUAAUUCGAGGCUGCCUUGUGAGAUGUGGAUACUGUAUGGCUGAGCGAUCACCGUCCAAUCGUUGGCUUCUGGCCGAACGCCAGAAUCUGUCGCAAGGCGUCACGUCCUGGAUAGCACGCGACGACAUGCAGUCUGGCCACUUCGGGCCACGAAUAGAUCGGCCGCUAUAUCAAUGCAGGGUUCUUCUGGUAGCUUUCUCUCCCUGCGACUGCUAUCGUCGUACUGUUUAUCCGAUGCGUCCUGUUUCUAGUGUGUACUCUGACGCUUUUGAACUGGAAGAGGUCGCACGGCAGCUUCUCGGGAGCGCUUAUGAUGAUCAUGCCGAAGCGAUACGAGCACUCGAAAGCAAACGAGACGCGCUACAGCACCAGCGAAAUAUUGUACGUUCGUCAUGGGCCACUGUGUACCAGUUGCUUGAAAAAACGGCCGAUGCCGCUGCCAGUCUAUCCCGCUCUCUUAGGGACGCACAAAGAUUCAUGACUUUGGAGCGCAACAAAUGGCUGGCAAACUGCACUGCAAUAUAGUGCCACUCCAAAAAUGGGCAUGAGGUUGCUAUGACCCGAGCAUAUUGUCGUUUCGACGGCGACGGAUUUGUUCUGUUUCUCUCGACAGAGGAGGUUUGCUCAGUAUGUGGCUCGGCCAGAAACUCCAUGAUGAGGAUGCAACGCCUGUGCUCUUCCUGCAAUAGGUUGGGAUUAGUCCUGUGGAGC
Molecule: messenger RNA, 777 nt
Organism: Emericellopsis atlantica
Lineage: Eukaryota; Fungi; Ascomycota; Sordariomycetes; Hypocreales; Bionectriaceae
Exons: 2
Coding region: 103-591 (162 amino acids)
Source: RefSeq, a predicted model, not a curated record